Molecule: messenger RNA, 1557 nt
Organism: Ascoidea rubescens DSM 1968
Lineage: Eukaryota; Fungi; Ascomycota; Saccharomycetes; Ascoideales; Ascoideaceae
Gene: EBP2
Product: Ebp2p
Exons: 1
Biological process (GO): ribosomal large subunit biogenesis; rRNA processing
Cellular component (GO): nuclear periphery; nucleolus; preribosome, large subunit precursor
Source: RefSeq, a predicted model, not a curated record
CUAGACUUAUAUAUAAACAAAAAUGGCAGAUUCCAAAAAGAUUGCUGAUACAAACGUUUUAUCCAAAAAGGAUCAACGAAAAAAUAAGAAGCUUACUAAAAAGGAUAACAGGAAAAAGGUCAAAAUUGUUAAAAUUCAGCCUAAAGCCUUAUCAUCCAGCGAAGAUGAAUUUGAAAGUGCAAGUGAGCAUAUCAACGAUGAUGAUCAAAUUGAUGAUGAUUCAUUUAAUGAGGAAAUGCAAAUUGAGCUUGCAGAAUUAGUAAAAGGUGAUUAUAAAGAAGAUAAUGAAUCCGAAUCAGAAGAUAAUCAAGAAGCUAUUGCCGAAAAUAGUAAAUUGAAUUUCAAGAAACUAGAAAAUAGUGAGAGUGAAGAAGAAAGUGGAGAUAAUGAAGAUGAUGAAGAUGAUGAAGAAGAAGAACAAAGAAAUCUUAAUAAUUCCAAAAUUGAAUCUAAACCUAUAAAAAAAGAUCAAAAAUCAAUAAAAAUUAAAAAGACAACACAAAAUAAACUGAUAAUAAAUAAAAAGAAUGAAUUAGAAAAAUCAAAAGAAAAUUUAGAUCAAAAACAAGUGGCAAAUAAAACAAAAGAGAAUGAUGAUGAAAAUAAAGAUCAAGAUGAAGAUAUGCCUUUAUCAGAUGUCGAAUUGGAUUCUGACACAGACGUUGUUCCUCACACAAAAUUAACUGUAAAUAACCAAGCUCUAAUGAGGGAAUCUCUUCAACAAAUCCAAUUCCCCUGGGAAAAAUUAAGUUUUCAAGAGCAUCAAUCAAUAACAUCAAAUGAUAUAAUACAAGAAUCAAUAAAUGAUAUAUAUGAUGAUGACCAAAGAGAAAAUGCUUUCAAUAAACAAGGUUUACUUGCUGUUAUUGAGGCUCGUAAAAAACUUAUUAAAUUAAAAGUCCCAUUUUCAAGGCCAGCAGAUUAUUUUGCAGAAAUGGUUAAAAAUGAUGAACAUAUGAAUAAAUUAAAAGCAAAAUUAAUUGAGGAGGCCAAGGCUAAGAAAGCUUCAGAAAAUGCGAAAAAACAAAGACAAUUAAAGAAAUUCGGUAAACAAGUUCAAAUUGCUACUAUGCAAGAACGUCAAAAACAAAAAAAAGAAACUUUAGACAAAAUCAAGAAUUUAAAGAAAAAAAGAAAAACUAAUGAAAUAUCAACAGAUGAUUUUGAUGUGGGAAUUGAAGAAGCCACUGUAACAACUAAAAAUGACAAUAAAAACGAUAGAAGCAAUAAAAGAGCAAAGCCCAAUCCCAAAAGAUUAGCAAAAGACUCCAGGUAUGGUAUGGGUGGAAUGAAGAGAUUUAAACGAAAGAACACUGCUGAAAGUAGUAAUGACAUCUCUGACUUUUCAAAUAGUCGAAACAAAGGAAAGGGCAAAACAUCUAGGCCUGGCAAAAACAAACGUAGAAGUAGAAGAAACUGAUUUGCUGCGUAUAUAUUAGUGAAUUGUUUACAAUGUUUUAAUUUAAUUUAAUUUGAUAUAAAUAACACAAUUUAGCAUUGUUAGAAUUUUGUACUAGUUCCAUAAAGGAUUUAUCUUCUAUGGAAAUGAAAAACCUG